This is a messenger RNA of Tachysurus fulvidraco (yellow catfish), 5477 nucleotides long. RefSeq names its product disintegrin and metalloproteinase domain-containing protein 12 (gene adam12a). Gene Ontology annotation, biological process: proteolysis. The record is from RefSeq and is a predicted model, not a curated record. The coding region runs from base 278 to 3151 and encodes 957 amino acids. NCBI's taxonomy places the organism in Eukaryota, Metazoa, Chordata, Actinopteri, Siluriformes, Bagridae. Gene Ontology annotation, molecular function: metalloendopeptidase activity. The transcript is spliced from 23 exons.
UGUGUGUGUAACAUCCAGCGGCACGUUUGUUUCUCUCUGUGCACAGCAUUGUGCAGAAGUGUUGAUUGGCUGUGCGCAGGCGCUCUGAAGCUCAGCAUUGAUCUGUGGAAAGUUGAGCAUUGGAGGAGGCGCGCGGUCUCAAGCAGUGGCUUAUCGGAUGUUCCUCAAGUUCAGCACAUCAGCUGUUGCUGUGUAUGUGAUGGUGCCCUGAUAUCAGUGCGGUCUGGCCCUGGUCAGCCCGCUUCGGUCCAGGUCAGAUCAGCCUGUUACCGGCAGCAUGGCAUUCGGAGUUCAGCUCGCGCUCUCGGCUCUCCGCGUCGUGCUGAUGCUCGCGGUCUGCUCCGGUGACAGUCUGUCUAACGAAGCAAAUCCAACCAAUCAGCUGGGGCCUUUUGAUAAAGUGGAACACUAUGGAUCUACAGAACCAUGGCUUCUCAUUGGUGGACAGAAAAGACCAAUCAGCCUUUUGCAAUCAAUGGGACAUCAUCCUGCAUCACUAAGGCUCCAGAUUGAGGCGGAAGGCAAACAGCUGCUGCUCAUUCUGCAGAAAAAUGAGGGGCUUUUUGCCAGUCACUACACAGAAACGCACUACCUGGAUGGAGGGAAGCCCAUCACCACAUCUCCCAGCUCCAGAGUAAACUGUUACUACCAUGGAGAGGUGAAGGGUUAUACACAUUCUGACGUCAUCCUCAGUACCUGCACGGGAAUCAGAGGGCUGAUCACACUGAAAGAUAAAGUGUUGGUGCUGGAGCCAGCGCAGAAUCCCAAUGACACCCUGCAUCAUAUCUUUAGAGGAGAGCGUCUCACCUUGCAGCAUGGGACAUGUGGACACGGACACAACGUCUCCAACAUUGCAGGACUCUCCGAUGGUACCAGAAGCUUUUUCAGCUCACAUGGGCACAGGUACAAGAGACAAGCCCAGAGCAGCACUAAAUAUGUUGAACUGAUCAUUGUAGCAGACAACCGAGAGUAUCAGAAACAAGGCAAGGAUGUGGAGAAAGUGAAACAGAGACUGGCUGAGAUCGCCAAUUAUGUGGACAAGUUCUACAGAGCACUUAAUAUCCGUGUCGCCCUGGUAGGGCUGGAGGUGUGGAGUGACUCAGACAAAUGCCCUGUCUCUCAGGACCCGUUCACCACAUUACAUGAAUUCCUGGACUGGAGGAAACUCAAGCUUUUACCACAGAGACCACAUGAUAAUGCCCAGCUUAUCAGUGGGGUAUAUUUUCAGGGCACCACCAUCGGCAUGGCUCCUAUCAUGAGCAUGUGUACAGCCGAGCAGUCGGGGGGCAUCGUCAUGGACCACUCUGAUAACCCCCUUGGAGCUGCAGUUACUUUGGCUCAUGAGCUUGGACAUAACUUUGGAAUGAACCAUGACACACCGGAGCGGGGGUGUGGAUGCAGGGUGACAGCGGAGCGAGGCGGUUGCAUCAUGACUCCUUCAACUGGAUACCCUUUCCCCACUGUGUUCAGUUCAUGCAGUAAGAAGGACCUGCUGGUGAGUUUGGAUAAGGGAGUGGGGAUGUGCCUCUUCAACAUGCCUGAGAUGAAGGUGCUCUACGGAGGGCAGAAGUGUGGCAACGGAUAUGUAGAAGAGGGGGAGGAGUGUGACUGUGGAGAUCUUGAGGAAUGUAUGAACCCAUGCUGUAAUGCCAGCACAUGCACAUUGAAGUUGAAUGCAGUGUGUGCGCAUGGCCAGUGUUGUGAAGACUGUCAGCUGAAGACUGCAGGAACACUGUGCCGAGAGCCUGCUAACUCAUGUGACCUGCCAGAGUUCUGCACAGGUUCUGACCCUCACUGUCCUGCUAACGUCUACCUGCACGAUGGUCACAUGUGUCACGGUGUGGAUGGAUACUGCUACAAUGGCAUCUGCCAAACACAUGAACAGCAAUGCAUCACACUCUGGGGUCAGGGUGCAAAGCCAGCUCCAGGCAUCUGUUUCGAGAGGGUGAACUCAGCAGGAGACCCAUAUGGCAACUGUGGAAAAGACUCUAAGGGCUCAUUCGCUAAAUGUGAAGCACAAGACGCUAAAUGUGGGAAGAUCCAGUGCCAGGGUGGGGCAAAUCGGCCAGUAAUCGGAACCAAUGCGGUUUCCAUAGAGACCAACAUCCCAUUGCCGGAAGGUGGGCGUAUUCUGUGCCGGGGGACUCAUGUGUAUCUGGGUGAUGACAUGCCAGACCCAGGGCUGGUACUGACUGGAACCAAGUGUGGCAACAACAUGGUGUGUCUGAAUCGUCAGUGUCAAAACAUCAGUGUCUUCGGCGUUCAUGAGUGUGCGUCCAAGUGCAGCGGCCGUGGGGUGUGUAAUAAUAAAAAGAAUUGUCACUGUGAGGCACACUGGGCUCCUCCUUUAUGUGAUAAAUCUGGAUUUGGAGGCAGUGUGGACAGCGGACCAGUGAGACAAGCAGAUGGCGAAAGCAUAAAGGUGGGCAUCGUGGUAGCGUUCCUGUGUUUGCUUUGUGUGGCUAUGAUUGUCUGUGUUAAGAGGAAGACUCUGGUCAGCCUCUUCAUCAAUAACAAGAAAAACAACAUUGAGAAGUUAAGGUCAGUGGGACCAAGCAGGCUCGGUCAAGGACACACAAUUUCAGCCCCGGAGACACAAACACACACCACAUGCAGAGCAUCGCCUCAUUGUCAAGCUCCAGCCAUACCACAAAGUGACAGCAUAUAUAAGCCCCAGUGUUCUCUCCCAGUCUUGAAUGCUGUUGUCGGUUCACACACUCUCCGUGCUCUGCCUCAGUGUCCUCCACUCCACCUGAGCCCACUAUUACCAUUGCCCUUUGCCCCACCCACCCACCGUGCCCCUCCACCUCCUCUGCCACACACCCCCUCACCCCGCCACAGAGCCCCUCCAGUACCGCACACACUCUCCCACCUCCACACUCCAGCACGAGGAGCCUCUCUCCUCACCUUAAGCUGCCAGAACACCUGCAGGAUGGCCAUGGAGAUGGAGAAGCCAAGCCCGCCUCAGAAGCCUUUGCCUGCCGACCCAUUAGGACGGAGCUCUAAGCUGGGACGGAGCCCACUUGCAACACAUCUUCCAGUUCCUGGUUCAGCAGCACCCAUCAUACAGACCAACAGACCGCCUCUUAAGCAGCCCCCUGCACUGCCAAAGCAUCAGUUCUUCACAGGGAUGAAGAAGCCCUGUAGCUGAGACAGAAGUCUGUGAGAACUGCAGUUUAAUCUGUUUUGCACUAUGAAACUCUGCUGGUCCUCAUGAACAGUGUGUAACGCUCGUGACGGCUUGACGGUUCGAUCCCUCGGUGCUACGCCUCCCUCCUUCUCCGGUGCUAUGAGUCAACCCUCAGGUACACAUCGUACAUUAUUUAUGUUCAUCAAAAUUAUUUAUUUCUACGUUGUUUGGGACAUUUUUGUAGCAUUUUGCCCUGAUAUUGAUUAGAACUCCGAAUACUAGCGUGAUUCAGCAGUAUGGAGGGAGGCCUUAAAGAGAAAUAAUCUACCCUGUGAAAAUAAAUUGAAGACUGUAACGUUGGUGCUUUUCAUGCUAAAACUGGAACAGAGUUUAGAAAGGAACAGAUUUGCUCUGUUGCUGCGUAACAUAAUGCGUCAUAGUCGUAAAAUAAGAUCGAGAGACUCGUCUCACACCACCAUAAUGGGACGAUUUGUGUCUGUAAGUUUAUAAUAGACUUAGAGAGGAAGUAAAGACAGCUGCGUGUUCCCUCUCAUGGCAGUUAGACAAUAAACAGUAUUCAAUUUGAUUGUUGAGUCAUAAUACAUAAUACACUGGUGUUUUUUCAGUAUUAUCCCUAUCCACUGCAUCUGUAGUGUGUUUGAUAACAGCUUAUCUUUUCAACUCGUUUUCUGGUAUUUCACUAGAAACUUACUUAUAGAAGGCAUUUGUUGAAUUCUGUUGUACUUUACAGAUGCCCCAACAAAUGCCCUUACACCGCUAUUAGUACAUUUUUGAGUUAUUUUCUUAUUAGUACAUUUUUGAGUUAUUUUAUUUUCAGUACACACUAUUAAUUAAUGGUGCUUGCAAAGCAACAUUCUUGUUAUUGUGCCGGACAAAAACUCGGCACGAAACUUCUCCCGCAGCUUUUGUCCUUAGACCCAUGAAUGAGAUGUCAAAUCGACCGGCUCAUUGAGGAGAUGUGUGCUAUGACUUUUAUAAGCGAUCGGAAUUCCGGAAUUCCCGGUACGGAAGCUCAAAAUGGCUUAUUUUCCCCAUAGAUUUCCAUUAUAAAUUUUGGAGGUUUAUAACUCCGAUUUACCCCAAACUCGACCAGCUCCUUUAGGACCUUAUUCCAGACAAAGAAUUCCAGACUACCCACCGGGUAGUCACGUGGCAUCACGUGUAGCCCCGCCCCCAAAAUAAGCGAAAUCAAAACGUUAGCACAACAUGGACGUGUCAUAUAUCAAAACACUCAGCACGAUGAGGGGAACUUGCCACGUGCAAGCACCAUUCACAUUUUCUUCAGGAAAUGUACAUUCUAGUUUCUACAUAUUAUUCAAUACAGCAUUAUAUUUUUUUCACAGUAGACAGCAGUGUGUUGAAAUAAAAAAGAACUAUGCUACAGAGGCAGCAGACAGAGAUUAUGACAGAAAUGUUCCAGUGUAUACCUUUAAAAUAUAUUAGAAAAUCCCAGUUAUUCAAGCAAUCUUCUUGUGUCUUUACCUGAACGCUCUGGGAUUCUUUUCUCUCCUCUAAAAUAAAGAGAUUUGCUUCAUAGGUUAUGGAUGAUGACGGUUAAAGGAGGUGAUAUUGAGACAUUUGCACACCACGACUAAGUCAGUGAAACGAUUUCUAGUGGGUAUUUUUUAGAACAUGAUCAUACAAACACUUGACAUCUGUAGCAAACUGGAGUGUGUAUGCAGGGAACUCUUUCAGCUGUGACAGUGUGUGUUUUCACUGAGCCUACAUUUAUUUGAAAUCUAGACAAUGUAGAGCCUUAUAUUUUUUAUACAUAGCACGUACCAUCAUGUUACUGUGGCUUGCUUUUGGGUGAAAUAUGUUGUUUUAAAGAAAUAAUGGGUGUCCACGGCAGUCACUAGCUUUUAUUUUUUAUUUUUUUUACAUUUGCUUAUAAAAAUGGAUUACUUCAUGUGAUAUGUUAGCUAUAUUUUCACUCAUACGCUUAUAUGGCAUAUACUAAAACAUCAGUUCAGUUUAUGAUUUAAAGACAGUCUGAGAAUCUUUGCAAGUCUAGAUUCUUUUUUCAGUGGUAAUCAUGGAGCACUAUAGUAUGUUAAUCAUGUUGCUUGUCUUGUUAUGCAGUCUGUACUUUCUGUAGUCACUUUUUACCACUUUGUAACCGUCUUUCACUUGUAUCGGUAUUUCUUCACAGACAAAAUAUGAUACUGAUUUUCUUUCUUUUUGCUGAGCGACUGCGAAAACGAACGUUUUGUACGACAAAUCUUUGAUAAGUCAUAUGUUAGGGAGGGGAUGUAGGGAGUGUAAAUAUCUGUGUUUUGAUUACAAAUUAUGAACCAGUGUUAAGUAAAGUUGUCUAUGAAAAUGA